Molecule: messenger RNA, 441 nt
Organism: Diaporthe citri
Lineage: Eukaryota; Fungi; Ascomycota; Sordariomycetes; Diaporthales; Diaporthaceae
Exons: 2
Coding region: 1-441 (146 amino acids)
Biological process (GO): ribosomal large subunit biogenesis; translation
Cellular component (GO): cytosolic large ribosomal subunit; ribosome
Molecular function (GO): structural constituent of ribosome; RNA binding
Source: RefSeq, a predicted model, not a curated record
AUGGGUGACGCGACCAUCUCUGCUCCCAAGUGGCGCCUCGUUGAGGUCGGCCGUGUCGUCCUGAUCCAGGAGGGUCCUUCGGCCGGCCGCCUGGCCACCAUUGUCGAGAUCAUCGACCACAAGCGCGCCCUGGUUGACGGUCCCGCCUCCGAUGCCGCCCUCGCUGUUCCCCGACAAGCCGUUUCCUUCUCCAACGUCCUGCUCUCCGACCUCGUGGUUGCCAACCUGCCCCGGGGCGCGCGGACGCCAACCGUCAAGAAGUUCUGGGAGAAGGCCGAGAUCGACAGCAAGUGGAAGGCGUCCAACUGGGCCAAGACCAAGGCCCAGCAGGCCAAGCGAUCGGCCCUGACCGACUUCGACCGCUUCAAGGUCCUCCGCCUCAAGAAGCAGCGACGAUUCGAGGAGCGCAAGGCCGUCGCCAAGGUCAAGGCCUCCGCAUAA